Molecule: messenger RNA, 1345 nt
Organism: Porites lobata
Lineage: Eukaryota; Metazoa; Cnidaria; Anthozoa; Scleractinia; Poritidae
Source: the annotation of a GenBank genome assembly
GAAGAGUUAAAAAGAGAACUAGAGGAAGAGAAAGAGAAAUUCCAAAUGGCUGUUUCAGCCGUUAUGGACAAAUGGAUUUGCCAAGCGAAUGAUGAAGGUUAGUUUCUAAGGAUAAAAAGAGCAAAAAUGCAUUAUAACUGGCGCUGGCAUUUUUUAUCGCGAUUAACUGUUUUCUAUUGAAGUCUUUUCCACGUGGCAAAUCAACAUUUAGGAUCGUAGAUUUUCUAAACGUCCGUUUUGGGUGGUCCUCGAUCGACUUGUGGCCAAGUCUAGAGAGAUAGUUAAGAGGGAGAGAAAGGCUGUUCUAUUCUAUGUUUGGUCAAAUAUAGCUGACAUAAAAGGAACCGAGCGUCGUUCGCAUUUUCCAAUAUGUCUUUCAAAAUCACUUCUCCUUACUUUCAAUGGAACAUACAUAUACAUAGAGGUCAAAAUUAGAUUCAGGUUAAAUUUUUUAAAAACUAGGUUGAUUCUCUGUUUAUCUCUUGGCCCUAAUUUACGGGCUAGGAGACAAAUGAAAUAGAGAAUCAAUUAAAAAACCUAGGUUAAAAAUUUCAAUCUGAAUUUAAUUUUGGCCUGUAACAUAUACACUAACCCCAUGAUAGCCAUUCAUAAGUACAGUCUAUCAGACCAUUCCAAUACGACCCCCGAAUCUCUGGCGCCAAAAGUUAAAUGAACCCCCCAACCUUUAUUAAAAUUCGCACCCCUGUGACUGGUCUUGAUAUCAGUGAAGAGAUACUUGAUAUACAAGUUACUCUGAUGAAACAUUUUGUCAGACUGGUGAAUGCAGGUGCAUCUGUGUACACACGUUCGGUCUUUUUUUGUUGUGUACUUUGUUGGUUUGCAUAUAAUUGCUUGAAAUCACUAUGUAAAAUAGAUCAAUGGUCAUUCAAGUCAGCCCUUAACCCGCUUCUAGUAAUACUAUUAUCUAUUAACUAGCCUAAUUAGGAGUGAUACAGGAAAUGUGACCAGAGUAAAAUACUGAAGGAAGGAAGGUUCAUGAUCCAUAUUUUUCUUUACAGAUGGGGGUUCCACCCUUUUUGUAGUGCUUCAGAACAAGAGUUUCCCAGUCUACAGCCAUGAAGUUCAAGGAUUUUUAAAGACGACACGAGGAUAUUUGACCGAAAAAUUGAGACUCAUUCCAAACACGAAGCUAGUAAUAGAAGAUAACGAUGUGUUGGCACGUGGGGACAAUAAAGUAAUUCCUCAAGAAAGUCUUAUGAUAUGGCUGGAUGGGAGAUCAGAGUCAGAUUAUGCCACAGUUUUAGAGUUAUUGAACAAGCGUUGGAAGACAUUGGACCUUAUUUCAGUGUUUCGGGAAGCACAAAGGACUUUGUCUGUCAAGCGG